UUUAUGUUUAUAAAAUAUAAAUUGUUCUGUCGUUCUGUGCUCCGGUGUUCGUACUUAUUCAUAUUAUAAUUWWAAAAAAAAAAAACGUUAUACUGUUCUGUAAACUAUCUGUAACUUUUAAUUUAUUUUUAAAAUGUCUACCGAUGAGUUAGAAUUGGCAAUUGUGCGAAUUAUUGAGGAACUUAUAAAAUUAAAAAGGGAAAAUAGACAAGUAGCUAAAAAGAAAUUGUGGGUGAAAAAGUGGAUCCUAAGGAGGARUCAAUUGGGAGCAUCAAACACAUUGUUAAGAGAAUUGGCACUCGAAGACCAUCAAAGUUACUUUAACUAUUUACAUAUUAAUGAAGCUAUGUUCAACUUUUUAUUGCAAAAGAUUGAACCAAAAAUACAAAAAAAAGACACAAUAAUGAGAACUGCAUUGCCUGCUAAGCUAAAACUGGAAUUGACAUUGCGGUAUUUAGCAACAGGAGAUUCAUAUAAAACACUCCAGUAUAUGUACAAAGUGGGAAAGUCUUCUAUUUGUGAGUUCAUACCAGAAGUUUUCCAAGCAAUUUAUGAAGCACUACAACUUUAUAUUGAGGUUCCGCUUGAAGAAACAAAAUGGAAUAAAAUUGUCAAUGGAUUUGACAAUCUUUGGAAUUUCCCAAAAUGCACAGGUGCCAUUGAUGGAAAACAUAUUGUAAUGGAAUGCCCAUCAAAUUCAGGCUCAAAUUACUAUAAUUAUAAAGGCACUUUUAGCAUAGUUUUAUUGGCUUUAGUUGACCACAACUACAACUUUACCUGCAUUGAUAUAGGAAGUUAUGGAAGCAAUUCAGAUGGAGGAAUUUUUGCAAAAUCGGCUUUGAAAAAAGCAUUAGAAGAAAAUAAGUUAAACAUGCCACAUGAAUAUGUUAUUUUAGGAGAUGAGGCAUUUCCUUUAGAAACUUAUUUGAUGAAACCUUUUGCAAGAAGAAAUAUUUUAUCAAAACGUGAAAAAAUAUUUAAUUACAGACUUUUUCGUGCCAGGAGAAUAGUAGAAAACGCAUUUGGAAUAUUUGCAAGUCGUUUUAGAAUAUUUAGAAGACCAAUUCCGUUGUCUCCAGAUAAAACAAUCUUAUUAGUUAAAGCUGCCUGUGCUCUACAUAAUUGGAUUAGAAAAACUGGUAAUAGUUCAAACUGUAUACCGGUUGACAUUGAAGAUACUGAAACAGGAUGUCUUAUAGAAGGUGCAUGGAGAAAUAAUCCCAAACCAUCAGGUUUAACAGAUUUAACACCAAUUCAAAAGAAUUAUGCAACAGAUGCGAAACUUAAAAGAAAUUAUUUAGCAGACUAUUUUGUUGGAGAUGGGGCAGUUGAUUGGCAAAAUAGAAUGAUUGAAUAAUUAACAAUAUAUAAUUUUUUUAAUUUAUCAAUUUUUCAGCUUACAAAAUUUGUAUCAGAUUCUCCCUCUCCAUCAUUAUUUUUUUUCAAAAAAUUGUCA
Molecule: messenger RNA, 1456 nt
Organism: Diuraphis noxia (Russian wheat aphid)
Lineage: Eukaryota; Metazoa; Arthropoda; Insecta; Hemiptera; Aphididae
Source: RefSeq, a predicted model, not a curated record